AUGGCGGGCGGCAGCACGUUCACCUGGUCUCAUGCCCUACGAAUCGAUUCAACACGAUCGCCAUUCGAGUCGCCGCUACCCCAAACACACAAAGCCUUCGCAGGAGUCAAACCAGUGUCAUGGAAACGCUACAACAUCGCCGGUAUACUCGUAACAGUCCUGGGAUUGGAAGAGCUACCACAACGACCGGAGGAAAUCACAUGCCUAUGGCUGCUUCAUGGACGAGGUGAUACACAAGACAGCAUGGCGUACACAGCAGCGGCCAUGCUCAAAGCUUGGAACUCGAAGAAGAAAGCUGGACAGAAGAGUCUGAUAUGCGUCUGCUUCGAUCAACGAAAUCACGGCAGUAGGAUGAUUGACAACCUGAACAACCUGUCGUGGAAACAAGGCAAUCGAACCCAUGGCCCAGAUAUGUUCAAUUGCUAUGUUGGCACCGUACAGGAUCUUUCGUCUUUAAUGACGAAGUUGCCGAUGUACUUGGGCUUCAAGAUCAACGAUCACAUUUGUGGUGGUGUCAGUCUAGGAGGCCACGCUACUUGGGUAGCUCUCAUGACCGAGCCUCGAAUAAGCGCCGGUCUAGUCGUGAUUGGAUGCCCCGAUUAUACGAGCCUCAUGACCGACCGAGCAAUACGCAGUAAACUCCAGUCUACGUUGACCACAGAUCCUCCAGGUCUUGACUUUCUCGGAUCGCAGGACUUUCCACAACCCCUCAUUGCUUCCAUAGAACAGCACGACCCAGCCGGCAUUCUUCUCGGCGAAUUGGACGUGUACUCUCCAGAUGACCAUCUCAGUCCGCCUUCAGACUCGGAAGUCAAACGUCUACGACCUAUCAUCGAGCGGACGCUGGCCGGCAAGAAGGUCUUAUGUCUUAGCGGAGGUAAAGACAAGCUCGUGCCUUACAAGCAAGGAGAGAUGUUCUUGACGUGGCUGAAGAAAGCUAUCGAUAAGGAAUCUGGCUGGUUCAAAGACCAGGGCAUCGAGCUGGAAGACAUCCAAGAUCCGCAAUCUGGGCAUGAGUUCUCGGCUUUGAUGCGGACGGAAGCUGAGCGCUGGUUGUGUGAUACGCUUGCUAGCGAUCAUUCUGCGGUACGAUCCAGUAGACUGUAG
This is a messenger RNA of Zymoseptoria tritici IPO323, 1107 nucleotides long. RefSeq lists its product as uncharacterized. Lineage: Eukaryota; Fungi; Ascomycota; Dothideomycetes; Mycosphaerellales; Mycosphaerellaceae. Bases 1 to 1107 code for a protein of 368 amino acids. The transcript has a single exon. The record is from RefSeq and is a predicted model, not a curated record.